Messenger RNA from Maniola jurtina (meadow brown), 1262 nucleotides. RefSeq names its product hydroxyacylglutathione hydrolase, mitochondrial (gene tzn). The transcript is spliced from 6 exons. Bases 213 to 1127 code for a protein of 304 amino acids. NCBI's taxonomy places the organism in Eukaryota, Metazoa, Arthropoda, Insecta, Lepidoptera, Nymphalidae. Gene Ontology annotation, molecular function: hydroxyacylglutathione hydrolase activity. The record is from RefSeq and is a predicted model, not a curated record.
AACUUGAUUGAUUUGAAGUUUGAACUCUUUUGACUUUUCUGUGGAUUUUAUUUUCAUUUGAAUGAUUUGAUUUGUGUAAUGUUUUUGUAGUUUUCCCUGUUCCCUGAGUUUUUGUUAUUGAAUAUUCAUGCGAAGGAAAUAAGAAUAUAAAUCACUCUUCAACAUCUAAAACAAAAACCUGAGAGUGAGAAAUUGAUUUUUCCGGUUGUUCAAUGCUGCAGUCGAUGCUUGCAAGGUUUGUGAAUUCCUUGCCAUUGGGGCUAUCGCAGCGUAUCACGAAGUUUUACUUUCAGGCUUUAGUUUGCAACCAGCGAGGUUCGCACAGCUUACAAGAGCACUUUGAGUAUAAGACAAUGGAUGUAAAAAUAUUGCCAGCUCUGAAAGACAAUUACAUGUACCUGAUUGUGGACAAAGCAACCAAGGAGGCAGCGAUUGUGGAUCCUGUGGAACCUAAGACUGUAUUACAGGCUGUCGAAGAUAAUGGAGUCAAGUUGACAACUGUGCUAACUACACAUCAUCAUUGGGAUCAUGCAGGUGGCAAUGAAGACUUAGUAAAAAUGCACCCAGGUUUGGAAGUGUAUGGUGGAGAUGACCGCAUAGGGGCACUCACCACAAAGGUCCAGCACAACACAAAGUUUAACAUUGGCCAACUGAAUGUCCAAUGUUUGUACACACCGUGCCACACUUCUGGACACAUCUGUUACUUUAUAACUGCACCACAUGAUGGGAACGAUUCAGUGGUGUUUACAGGAGACACACUCUUCCUUGGUGGAUGUGGAAGAUUCUUUGAAGGCACAGCAGAACAAAUGCACAAAGCACUAAUAGAGAUCCUCGGUAACCUGCCAGACCAAACUAAGGUGUUCUGUGGACAUGAAUACACCUUGUCAAAUCUGAAAUUCGCAGCUCAUGUGGAACCAGAGAACGAGGAGGUCAAGAAGAAAAUACAGUGGUCAGAGAGUCGGAGGGAAGAAAAGAAGCCUACGGUCCCUUCAACAAUAUCAGAAGAGAAACUCUACAAUCCAUUCAUGAGAGUGACCGAGCCAUCUGUUAUGAAGCACGCCAAGAAAAGCGACCCCAUAGAAACCAUGAGGGCCUUAAGACUCGAGAAAGACAAUUUUAAAGGAUAAAAAUACUAUGGAAUACUAAAUUAUAUCCAGCAUGCAUUUGCAAAAUAAUACUAUCCAUUUUAUACUACAUAUUUAAAUUGAUCACCUAUUUUUAUGUCAUUUGGAUGCAUUGUUAAUAAACAUUUUUGUUUUACA